UUGGCCUGGUGUUGGUCCUGACUACUAAGCAGGAUUGUUUCAGCAGGGAUAAACGCUAUCUUAGACGAUGUCGCAACACGCGUGCGGAGGAAAGCUGCGUCAAGUCAGCCACAAUAAGGACUUGGUUUGAAAGACAGUAUUUGUGCACCCUGCACAUUACAUUGAGGUCAGGUGUAUCGAGCACCUGUUAGCUUUUCCACAUUUUCUGCAGGUGGCAAAAACCUUUAAAUAUCUUCAGUGAAAAGACCUUUCUCGCAGCCACGUGGUGUAAGCCCACACAGAGCAGCUUGCAUUGAAUGGAGAACAUACUGGUCCUGCUCCCAAAACACCGACAGGAACACGGGGUGUGCAGACGAACGGAUGCAUGCAUCUUGUUAUAUUUAUUCCCCAAAGAGCAAUUUCCAUUUGGCAUUUUAGUAGUAGUCAUCACACCCUGUCCACAUUUUUAAUGGGAUAAAUUACUUAGACUGAUCAGGAUCAAAACGAGGUCAGGUGAUCCAGUGACUUCUUUAGAAAAGUUAGGCAGAAUUAGUCUAUAUUUUCUUUUCAAGGCCAUUGUCUUCCAAAGGCUUCCGUAUGGUACUUUGGUCAAAAGAACAAGAGAAAUUGCCCGACAUCAAGAUGUCCUCCGGGGCCAUCGAGGUGAAGAAAGAUGGAGGGCGUCUUUCACCAGCCUUCCUCAACUCCAACUCCACUCUCCACCCGGUGAUCCUCACCCAGGGGCCUGAGGAAGGGAGCACAGAAACUGGAAGUCAGUUUGAGCUUAAAGAGGUCACAUCUUUAACAGAAAUGGCCAAUGAAACGCCGGAGAAUGAAGAAAGGUUGGAGAUUGUUGCAGUGAUGGACUGCCGGGCUAAUGCCAAAGGCCAGCGUGAGGAGGACGCACUAUUGGAGAAUGCAAGCCAGAAUGAGAGUGAUGACAUCAGUAAUGACCACCGCCCUGAACCACCGGCACCCCUCAAAGAAACCUCCUUCUCAAUUGGUCUGCAGGUGGUUUUCCCAUUCCUCCUCGCCGGCUUUGGGACAGUGGCAGCAGGAAUGGUGCUUGACAUUGUUCAGCACUGGACUGUGUUUACGGAGGUCUCAGAGGUGUUCAUCCUUGUUCCCGCACUACUGGGGCUCAAAGGGAACCUGGAGAUGACACUGGCGUCUAGACUUUCCACAGCAGCUAAUAUUGGUCUGAUGGACACGAACAAGGACAUGUGGAACAUGAUCAUGGGGAACUUGGCUCUCAUCCAGGUCCAAGCCACAGUCGUUGGGUUCCUGGCCUCCAUUGCUGCUGUGAUCUUCGGUUGGAUUCCAGAGGGCCACUUUAGACUGGGGCAUGCAGUGCUGCUUUGUGCCUCCAGUGUCGCCACUGCCUUUAUUGCGUCUUUGCUACUAGGACUGAUCAUGAUUGGUGUGAUUCUUGCAUCCAGGAAAGUUGGCAUCAACCCAGAUAAUGUGGCCACACCUAUUGCUGCUAGCCUAGGAGACCUCAUCACCCUGUCCUUACUGGCCGGCAUAUCAACAGGACUGUACAAGGAACUCGAUUACAACAACUAUGCCAAUCCUCUGGUAUGCGCGGUGUUUGUGGCAUUGUGUCCAAUAUGGGUGCUGAUAGCCAGGAAGAUCCCAUCUACUAGGGAGGUCCUUUACUCGGGAUGGGAGCCGGUCAUCAUCGCAAUGGCCAUCAGCAGUGUCGGUGGCCUUAUUCUUGACAAGACCGUUACCAACCCAAACUUUGCUGGCAUGGCAGUCUUCACUCCAGUAAUCAACGGGGUGGGUGGGAAUCUGGUUGCAGUUCAGGCUAGUCGAAUCUCCACCUACCUGCAUAUGAAUGGGAUACCGAUGGGGGAUCCAAACCCCACGUCGAGGAACAGGAAGUGUCCCACACCCUGCUCCACUUUCUUCACCUCCACUGUGAACUCCCGUUCUGCACGUGUGCUCUUUCUCCUGGUGGCCCCGGGUCACCUUGUCUUCCUCUACACCAUCAACUCCCUGAGGGGGGGACACACCACUCUAACCCCUGUCUUCAUCACCUUCUACCUGGGAGCUGCACUGCUGCAGGUGAUUAUCCUGCUGUACUUAGCGGACUGGAUGGUCCACUGGAUGUGGGGUAGAGGGAUGGACCCCGACAACUUCUCUAUUCCCUACCUGACUGCUUUGGGUGACCUGCUGGGAACCGGCUUCCUUGCCCUCUGUUUCCACGUGCGCUUCUUCAUUGGUGACAGAGACUCCAAUUUGGGAAACUGAUUGCAUGUGUCAGCAAAAUAAUUCUUUUGCACGCAUGGACAUUUUAUUACAACUGGAUGUUUCCUUUGAAAGGGCUAAUCCCUCGUAGGGUUCUGAUUGGAGCUAUAGUGCUCUAGUUGACAAUGAAAACUGGGUGCACUAUAGUCUGUUUUCAUGUGCAAACAUUGUAAACUAUUUUUGUCUUAUCCUGCCCCACGGAUUUUUUUUUUUUUGAUAACAGACAGAGUCCCAUCUCUGUUAUUAUUGUACGAUUGUAAAUGAUUAUUAUUAUCAGAAAAUAAUCCAUUUGAUGUAGAUUGAUAUCAAUUCAAUUUUGAAUGGCUAUUUCUCAUUAUUUUAAAUGGGGAAACUUGCCAGGAAAUCCAUUUUUACAUGAUGAACUUGCAACAAAUCCAAGAAAAUGAGCAGAAAAAUAAACAUUAACAAGCCUACACUAUAUUCGUUCAUCACCAAGUGGUUUGUCUAGAAAUUCCAUGAAAUCAUUGAAAUGCAUUUGUAUCGGCAUGCUUUAGAGGAGUGCAAAUAGCCACAUCAAGCUAGCUGUAGCUCAGUUUUCCCUUCAUCUAAUGACAGCAGACUUAUGCACUUUUACCACAGGAUGGAACCAGAAAUAUAGCAAUUGAAAGUUUCUUCCACAACACACACAAAAAAUCAUUGUUUAAUUCUGCUUUAUAAAAAUGGAAGGUCAGUCUGUAGGAUCAGUCAGUAAGAAUGUUUGAACCUGUUGGUUGGCUGUUAUCAAAACAACAGACCACAUAAUCCUCCUUGUCCUGACAUUGCAAAAUUUACUGUUUCUGACUGAAUGCGCAAAUCAAAUUAUGAAACUAGUGCUUGAUUCCAAUUAGUCUUUGAUGUAAAGACAACGCACUGAAAUGACAAAGUAUUGUACAAAGAUACCUGUAGCCAUUACGGUUCUGUACCACUUUCAAAACAUUCUGCUAAUUGUGUACUAAAGCAGACUAAUUAAUUAUGUGAUGCAGGUCAACCCUUUAGCCAUAAAAAAAGAGGCUGAAGAAACUUGCGCAGUUUAGUUCAAUGAACAUUAGUGUAUUCUCUAUAUUUUGGAUAAUUUGUCAGUCAUUUGUUAUUAUCGUCACUGGGACCUGGAAUCAUUAGAUAAAACAGCACCAAAGACUCACCUUCAGUCCUCAUAGAGCUGAUUUCAAAUCGCCGGUUCCAGGAAGUUCACAUAGAAGAACACAUAGCAUCUAUGUUGAUUUCAACUAUAAUAUUUAAUUGAAGUUUUAUAUCGUGCUUUUUUUUUGUCACAGAGGGGUUUUUUUUGUUUGUUUUUUUAAUGUACUUGAUGAAGUUGGGACAUUUUUCCACAUAAACAUGAACACAAAAUCAUAAAGUCUCAUUUGGCCUUUCUCACAUUUGAAAAAAAAUGGCUGCACUGCAUAUAUGUGCAGAAUAAAGUGGCACACACAGAGUGUAGGUAAGAUGUUUAGGAGCUUGGAUUUGGUAAAUCACUUUACGUUAAAUGUUGGUUCCAUUAAAUAUUUAAUUGUUUGCAUACAAUAUCAUCACAAAUUCCUGUGUAACUUCUCUUAUGACACACAACUGCAUACUAACUCCCUUUUGCCAUGAUGUGCUUUACUCAAGGAUCCCAUCCAUCCCAAGACUGAAAAUCAUGACCCAUAACUGGAACAUUUGGAUUAAAAAAAAAAAGAAAGAAAAUCUUAACUGAAUUUAAAUUUUCCUGAUAAAAAUUUGCCCAACAACAGCCCUUGCUUUUUAUGUCAUCCUGUUUUUGUCAUAGUGUAAGCCAAGUGAAAGAUGAAAUACAAUUUCUUUAUGAUAAUGCAAAGUGUUAUUUUGACCAAUUGAAAUAAGUCCAAAUAUGCGGGAUGCUUGAAUUAUUUGCCACUUGUCGGACCUCUGUGUUAUCUCAACGGGGCCAGAAGAAUACAUGUGCAGUGCACAUCCUAUGAAUGUGAACAUACAGUAUACGUAGUAUGUAUUAGUGAGAUGUUGUCUGUCAAUCUUUUAUUUUUGUUUUGAAUGGUUUUCUGGAGAAAGUUCAAGUCAUGUUAAGAUUGUGACCUCCCCCAAUUACCGAAGGAAAGAACAACCCUCUGUAAAGGAGUCAUUUCUCCAAGGCGGGCCAUGAUAUAGAGUACUGCAAUUUGCUAAAUUGACACUAGAGAGCGCCAGAGAUAUCCUUUGAUGUAUUAUGUUUAUCUUGGUUCAAAUCCACCUUGGGAGUCAUAAUAUUGUUAUUUCUAAUAUUUUUCUUUGCGGGGGUUCUUUUCUUUUGUUAGAAGUCAUAUCCAUACAUCUGUUAACUCAUUUCUCUUUUUGCUCAACCUCCUUACAGACCAGGUGCCAGCCUUCUGUUCUAAGUUAAUGGAAAGUUGUGAAUACUUCUAUAAGAGGCCAGAUAAUGGUUUAUUUAUUUGUAGAAGCACACAAAGCAAUUUGUACAUACUAUAUUUAUUCUAUAUAUGAGGCUGUUUUUUGUGUCCUUUCAUUGUGGCUCUGUUACUUUGUCACUCGUGUGAAUGGUGUUUGCUUCUUUUUUUUUAUUUUUAACUGUAUUUUUUUGCAAAUGGCCAGUAGUAAUUUUUUCGUUUGUUGCUUGCCACAAUGGUGGUGAAUUGUUGCAUGGUGCCUAAUAAUGACAUAGAACGGCCUUAACCUCUGCGAGCCAAGCUCAAUUCAGCGUAACCAAUCAACAGCUUGGUAGCACCUUAAAUUAGCGCUAAUUAACAAAUGAUUUACAACAUCUUGAUUGUGCUAUGCAAUGUAAUAAAAUACUGUAACUUAGUGUGAUGACGCUGUGAUGGAGGACUGGAAGAUUUGGGUACACACUUGAGUUCACUUGUACAGUAUGUGCAAACACCUCUGCAGUUUGGGUACAACUGCCUGGGACAAAGAUCAGCAUAAACAAAACUGUCAAACACCACAAACUGUGCAGUGUUAUAAGUAAUUGUAGAUUGUUGUGCAAUCUGAAAUACCCAACCAAAACCCACAUACUGCCUUUUUAACCUCAAUGCUUUAACCCUUGAAAGCAAAAGGAACCAGACAGGUUCUCAGGCUAUCAGUAUUCACAUUAAACCAUGAACAGCAUUUCCGGUCAUAUUUUCUGCACAAUGCAUAAUAAUGAAAAAUAAUCAUGAUAAUGUUCAAAAGCAUGUGUGGUCGCACCAGGUCGGAAGAUUGUUGGUUCAUUGUCUGUUCUUUCUUGAUUUGCUGGGAAUAAAAGACAAUUGUUUGAUACCAGUCAACUGUGGUAUUAUCUUGUGUUUUCUAACGUGCAUGUAUCAUGUUCAUAUAAUUGGAUCAGCAAUCGUAAAGACCCAACCCAUUGAAUUUGCUUGGAAAAUACAUUUUACUGAAUUAUUGGCAGUUGCCAUCCAUCGAAAGGUAAUAAUUGCUGUUUACUGCUGGUGUCUGAAAUAAAGUUUCAUGAUUAACAACAUGGCGGAAGGGUGGAGCAACUGGUUAGAGCGUUAGCCUUGCAGUUCUGAGGACCCGGACUCCCCCUGUGUGGAGUUUGCAUGUUCUUCCUGUUCAUGCGUUUCUCCGGGCCCUCCCGUGCAUUAAUGCCCUUAGGUGUGACUGUUGUUUGUCUCUUUGUGCCCCUUGAUUGGCUGGCAACCAGCUCAGGAUGUACUCCGCCUCCUGUCCAAUGAUAGCUGGGAUAGGCUCCAGAACUCCCGCGAUGCUUGUGAGGAGAAGCGGUUCAGCAAAUGGAUGGAUGGAUUUGCAUCAUGCUCUGUGAUACUAAUUAUUUCCUUCUGGGGGAGUGGUGGUCAGUUUCCCCCUUUGUUUUGCUUCUUUUAUAAACUCCAUCGUUUCACUCAAGCUUUCUUUACCAUUAAUGCCACUGGAGCAAGCCUCGUUAUGUUGUUGCAAUCAGAAGGAUCUGUGUGUUGAAGUGUCAGGAUGAGGCAGCCAUUAAAUGGUGUUAUUUCUGAGAAUAUGUAUGAAUUUGUGAAUGGGUUGGCAUUAUUGCAUGUCUUUACUGUUAUAAUAAUUCUGCAUAAAGAAAAAGUGUAAUGGCUUCAAUGAUUAGUCAGGAUCAUUUAUGCAUUUGUAUCCAGAGUUGGAAGGGCCACAAAUGAAUUGUGUGGCUAAUACAAUUUUUUAGAGAAGCUGUUUACAGUGAAGAAAAUAAGUAUUUGAACACUGCUAUAUUGCAAGUUCGCCCACUUAGAA
Messenger RNA from Syngnathoides biaculeatus (alligator pipefish), 6399 nucleotides. It is a transcript of the gene slc41a1, whose product is annotated as solute carrier family 41 member 1. Lineage: Eukaryota; Metazoa; Chordata; Actinopteri; Syngnathiformes; Syngnathidae. The record is from RefSeq and is a predicted model, not a curated record. Gene Ontology annotation, cellular component: plasma membrane. The coding region runs from base 577 to 2235 and encodes 552 amino acids. Gene Ontology annotation, biological process: monoatomic cation transport. The transcript has 12 exons. Gene Ontology annotation, molecular function: monoatomic cation transmembrane transporter activity.